CGGAGUAAAGUCGGACCGGUGUCCUGCAGUAUCUAGCCUGUCAAAAUGUCGGCUCCUGGACCUUCAGCCACAGGUGAUCCUGGAAAUCGGCGCCUGCAGCAGACUCAAGCACAAGUCAAUGAGGUGGUUGAUAUUAUGAGAGUUAACGUGGACAAAGUCCUGGAGCGGGACCAGAAGUUGUCUGAACUUGAUGAUAGGGCAGAUGCACUGCAAGCGGGUGCAUCCCAGUUUGAGACCAGUGCCGCAAAGCUAAAAAGAAAGUACUGGUGGAAAAACUGCAAGAUGUGGGCAAUACUGAUAGCUGUAGUUGUGGUAUUAAUCAUCAUUAUCAUUGUGUGGAGCGUUUCCUAAUCCUUCGGGAACAUGGAUCCUAACUGAAGCCAAACCAGUUGCUGCAGUUUUUUUUUUUUGGGGGGGGAUUUUUUUUUUUUUUUUUUGAUCUCUGAACCUGCUGUAUUCAAGAGUUUAUAUUCUAGCACAAGGAAAAAUGUUAGUUUAGAGUUAGUGUUUCUUGUUUAUAGUGUUAAGUGCCUUAAGUGAAACACAACCUAUUUAAUGCCAAACUAAUGGGCACAAUGAGCACUUCACACUGUGUCUUUAAACAAAGUUGAAUUUGAGUUUAUUAACUUUGCCCACUUAAAUUCUUACAUGACUUGUGGUGGCAUUUAUUUGUCAUUUUAAAUUGACUCAGCCCUGAGCAGAGAAAAGCAUCAGAUUGUGCGCUUAGCACAUUGUCAACUUGUGGGGGAUGCUGUGGUUUCUGACCUCCCAGCAACCUGAUUAACUGGUAUUGUUUUGAAGCAACUGGAGCCUCUUAAGAUACAGUUCUAUAAACUGUGUCAAAACCAAGCAAAAAUCUAACCGUAAAAAAUGAAAUCAUUUUAUAUCAUUUAAAUGGAGUGCCAGGUGAUAAAGCAUGCUCAGGUAUUUGUAGAAACACACUCUACUAAAGGGAAAACCCGCCCUAGUUUUAAUAGACAAUAAAAUCUAAGAACUUUGUUUUCUAAA
Molecule: messenger RNA, 1008 nt
Organism: Xenopus tropicalis (tropical clawed frog)
Lineage: Eukaryota; Metazoa; Chordata; Amphibia; Anura; Pipidae
Gene: vamp3
Product: vesicle associated membrane protein 3
Biological process (GO): vesicle-mediated transport
Cellular component (GO): membrane; synapse; endomembrane system
Source: RefSeq, marked provisional